AGAAGAAGAAGAAGAAGGAGAAGGAGGAGAAGAAGAAGAAGAAGGAUCUAAAGUAAAAGAUCGUAAGGACGUCGGAUCAUCUCGUCGAUGCUUUCGAAAGAAUCCGAACCUCUCGACGACGAACCUGCUGCUGCUGCAGGAGGAAACUUAAAGAUCGCUCGAUCGUGUACUUAUUAUUCUUCGAAGGAUUCUUCACGUCCCUACAGAAAACUAGAUAUCGAAGAGAUUUAAAAUUGCAGCCGAAUAGAGGGAGAUACCAGAGGAACGCUUUAUUUGCUGUUGAAGCCGCUAACGACACGAACGACUCCAAAGACUUAAGCAACGUAUUGGCAGGGCCGUGCGGUGCCGGCUUGCCAAAGAUGCAAGAGCUUCGAUCCAAUUACCCUGAAGGAGCCUACUCGAAACUAUAGACGCGCGUCCUUGGGUUCUUCGCAAUCGCCAUCAACAGCACACAGCCAAGCUUUCGAACAAGAUGUCAAUGACAGGGAGCUUGAUGGGUUAUGAGAACAAUAACGAAGUGAAUCAAGCGAAAUGCAAGAAACCGUUGAAGCCACUUCCGGUCAUGUCAAGUAUAAAUUCAAGCGGUGUAACGACGACAAGCACCGGGAAGUCGUCGAAGAAGGUUCGGAAUUCGCGUAAGAAGGAAUCUUCAGUGCGAGGUCACGUGAAUAGUCUUUGGUCGGUAUGGUACGGCAUCUUGGCGGUUGCAUUUCAGACUUACAUCGCGAUGAGAUACGCCAGAAGAUUUGCCACGUAUCUCUCGUUACCAUGGCCGGCGGAUGCACCACCACCGAAAAUCGAGUUGCACGCGUGCCUGGUUCUAGCUGGGGCUGGAGUGGUUUUACUUCCUGUUUUACUCGGUACUGCCUUCCUCAAGCUCGGAAAUCUCGCCAACGACGGAAUUAAACUUGGCCGUCAUUUGAGCGCGUGCUCUCGCGAUCCUCCUUCCUCGUUACUUACCAACAAUCCAGAUAAUAGCUUGGCGAAUAAUUUAUGGAGACAUGGUGGACCAACGUCGGCGUUCGUACAUCUCUGCACGGCCAUGUGUUUCCUUCUACCGUCUCUGCUCAUGGAGGCGAGGAUGAUACACGCUGGAUUUUUGCCAAAAGAAGCGAUAUGGAGAACGGAUUUGGAUUGGAUGGUCAUUCACCGAGAUCGUCUGGUGGUGCUUAGUUUCAUGAAUCCAGGUGGUAACCUGAGCACCUUAACCGGUUUCAUAACCCCACAACCUUUUGUAACCGCUGCUCCAGAAGAGGAAGUCGAGGAGGACCUUAAUGGAGUCGUACCAACGACAACAGGCUUGUCUCGUGUCAACGAAACAAUCGAAAUUCGAACGGAAGAAACUUCUACAAAAUUUUCCACUAUAAAUCGACCAGUACUGACUAAUCCAAAUGUCCAUCGAACCACCAUAAAUUCUACGACAACUAUUUUGACCAGUAAUAACACCACAACAAGUAAAACAACUUCUAAAAUAUCAGAAGCAACCAGCAGUACAAGUUCCACGACAACACCGACCACGAGUUCGACUAAUUCUGCAACAAAAUAUCCAACGACUCUUAAGAGACCAACUAUCAGACCAAUUUUGAAAAACAAUAAUCCAAAGAACAGGUCUAAGGUUAAGAAUUUAACAAAAACAUCGACAACAGCAAGACUAUCCAAAACUACUCAGACUACGUCUGGUGGAAACAUGACUGCUCAAAGCAUGUCAUUGGUUAUGAACAGCCUAGCUGAUCUGGAUCAUCCUGAAAAUUUGAAUCUGGAGCUUCAACCGACUGAAUCCUAUGGGCCAAUAACAUUGGAAUACCUUAAUUACGCUGUUGCUCUUGGCGUUUACUCCGUACGAUAUCCUGCAGUGUUCUGGUCUUGCAACAAAGCUCUCGGUACGAUUUUCAGCGUUCAACUGGUCAUCAAUUCCGCUCAGAGCUUAUUGGCUUACGCCGGCAUGUCCGUUUUGUACAAGGUUCAAGUUGUCGGACCUCUUAAGGUUCUACCUCUUCUUCGACAUCGAACUGUAACCACAGCAAGUACGAUUUCAACGAUUUUCGGUGAUUCAUAUUUCCUUCUUAAUCCUCACGUUACGUUAGCCCUGUUUGCUCUUUCGUCUCUCCUCGUGCUUUGUUCGAGUAUGGUCAUGUAUUUCUACGCACACGGCAGGUUCGCGGCGUUCCUGAAUCAGGAACGCGAACGUCGCGUGAUCUUGCCGAAGGAUGGCCGAGAGAGCAGCGGCUGGGUCUACUUCACUCAUUGUACCGCCCUCUGCGUGUUCCUCGCGAUUGCAAUCUGUAGUGCACCAUUGCUCUACGACUAUACGGUGGUCUAUCGAGGCAGUCUAGACGGUGCGAUCCUCGCCUGUAUCGUUGGUACCGUGCUACACUUGUUACUCUGGCUUAUUCUAUGGGUCUUCCUGACUAUAAAACAACGUUGGACUUUCAAGUUACGUGUCACGAUCGGUCGUGCUACCGUUCGUUCAGCCAGAUCGGUCAAACUGGUGACCGAUGUCGAUUUAUUGUCUGCUAGAGAGGAAGAAGAUAGUACAAGCGCUCCGCUACUCGUUGUUGGUAACGGUAGGACAUAUACGAUCGCAGAUACGUCCCCAAAGAAAGCUAUCAUGAGUGUUAUUCAAAAGGCAGCUAUGGAAAGGAAAGCACGUUCACAAGGUGGAAACGUUGAUUACGCUGAUGGAGAAUCGACAGCCGAUGGCGACGAACAAAUCUAUUGGCUCAGGCCAAAAUUACGGCCGUCACCUGCUCAAUCCCCUAGCGACACCACUGGCACUCAAGCUAACGACAAGGGCUGGCUCAACAAGAAGCUCAAGCCCAAGGUCACCUUUAACGACCUGCCUAGUACGUCAGGCUCGCGUAAUAAGGGAAAAGCCAGACGAGGUGUCGCUGACGGGGGGCCCGACGAUGACGGGGAUUACGCCACGUUACGCGAACUACCGCUGAUAACCUCUUUGGAUCCAGCGGACGACUCAAAUUCCGAAGAAAACAAGUGGGAGAGAUGGUUGAUGCCACGUAGGAACGGUAUACCUAAAUUCGGAGACCUGCUCGAGUGCGUGAACGAUGACCAAGUGACGUACUACGCGAGCGCUAAUCGCGAUCUGCAACCCUCGGAGGGUGAUCCCUCACCCCUCUUAACUCCAGAUCCUCUUCCCGAUCCUGCUUCAGAACCACUUCCGUUGCCACCUCCGACUCCAACUACUGCACCGACCACCGAAGUUGCCACGGCGCUACUAACCACUAACUCCCAGAUGAACGGUGGUCAAACACCACGUUGUUUACGCCGAGCAGAUUCCGGUAUGCCACACGACGAGUUGACACCACGUUCCGAUUCUUCCAAUUCUCCGCCAUUGGAUACAGGUGGUACCGGUUCGGUAAUAGGCCACAGUAACACCAGCAGCAACAGCGAAACAUCGUCAAGUGGCGUACACAGUAAUGCAAGUAAUGCCAGCAAUGCCAGUCAAAGUAGCUCGUCUCAACGACGAGCAACAAGCGUGGACGAUUUAACUGGCGAAACACGCGAAGAACCACGAGAACAAUGGCGUAGCUGUUCGCUUCAGCGUGGAACACAACCACCGACAGCAAAUACAACUUUUUCUCCACCGAACAGUCGACCAGGCACCAGCCAAUCGUUUUCUUCUCCACAAUACGCGAAUCACAUACCUCUGUUCAACAAUACUGGCAACAACGAAUUAACCGGUGGCUGUCCAGCCGUCAUUCUCGAAAAUCCAAACGAAGCAACGGUUGUAAUCCGUCGUAAAUUGUCGAGAACGAAACUGACGGAGCCACUGAAUCCAAACGAAGAACCGUUUGGUCGGUCUACCAAUAUGAGGAUGACCUCAUUUACAGAGAGCAAUGAUAUUCGUAUUCAGGCUUCCUCGGCUACCCUACCCCAUUAUCCAACUCAGCCUAUCGUCACGUAUCCACACUGUUCCACCAUGCCCUUGCCUCAUGCGUCGCACAGCAUGGCUGGCACGAACAUGAGCGGGUCCACCGGCAGCUGUGGAUCCGUGCCAAGGCACACAUUUGUACCACCGCAGAUACACGCGACUGUACCAGCUCAUACGACGUUACCGUCGCAUCACAACGGUGUCAGGCUGAUACAUGGUGGUCCUGGUAAUCCUUUUGUCAAGAGGUUCCCACCCGUUCAGCUUCACACUCAGCCCUGGGCUCUGCCAGGUCACCAUACCUUUCCACAAGCACCACAAAAUAAUAACAAGCUGUCGGUUACCGCUCAGAUAAGACAACAGAGCGAUCGAGACUCGGCUAAUUUCUCUAUGGCAAGUAGCGGAGACUCGGAUACUUGUUUACCGCAUUAAAUAUGUGACAGAUCCUCUCGCUAGAAUAUUAUUUCUAGAGGAGCUGUGGUGCAAUCUCGUCGUGUUGCUGCUGAUACAGUGACGACUCUUGUGGAUCUAUAUUUUAAUAUGGUUCCACAAGAAUGGACUCGAAGUUAUCAAACGCUUCGCGUAGAACGCAGUAGUAAUGCAUCAGUAGGACUUCUUGUAGACCCAAGGUCGAAGAGGUACCGGUGCGAAAAAAUAAUAGUCUUCACAUACUUUCGAGAACAACUGGAUGACUUUUCAGGAUGACCACUCUCUGUUCGAUCAACGUUCAUUUAAUCUCGUAAACGUAUUAGCAGAUCUAAUCGUCGUCAUAGAUAGAAACGCUUGCGAGGAUAUCUUUGAAACUCUUGUAUUUUCAGACUCAAUCUUUUAAAUUCACAAUACAGUAACAUAUCAUGUUAACAUCUGCCACUCGCAAAAAUUUUUCUGAAAUUCCUCAAAAUUCUACAGAAUUUUGAUAUCUUACGUGGCGGCGAUCACGAAGUUCUAAUGAUAAUAAUACUAAUACUAAUAAUAAUAAUAAUAAUAAUAAUAAUAAUACUAAUAAUAAUAAUAAUAAUAAUAAUAAUAAUAGUAAUAUUAAGGGAAGGGGAGGGAGCAUGAUAGAGGAAAUAUAACUGUUCUCUCGUGGACAUAUCCCGUGUUUGUGAUCACAAUUAAUAUAAUACUAUUUAAUUGCAAUAAAAAUAUCAAUAUUAAUUACGAUCUCAAGAAUUAUAGAUGGAGGUUGAUCGAACGGUCAUCGUGAUGCUAAAACGAGGUUAUCGUGAAAGGUUUUUCCAUUCGCUCGAGUUCCAUUCGCUAAGAUAUAUUUAUAAUUUAAUGAGAAAUCUCUUGCGUUUUGAUUAUUCUUACGGAAAAGUGUUCGAUGUAUAAAGGAGUUACGUGCCACGUUUAAUGUUGGAGAGAUUAUUAAGAAGGAAUGGGAAAGAGAUGAAGCAUAAUUAUAUGUGUUAUAAUAAUGAUGGAAAAAGAAAGAAAAAAACACGUACACACACACACACACACACACAAUCAAACACAAACAAGAAUUAAUCGUAUUGCUUUGAAUAAGAUUCGCGCGCGUGUAUAGAAUGGAUUAAGGAUAGUAAUAAUUAAAAGGGUGAUCUUUUUGGAAACGUUCAUGCGCGUCAUCCGUGUAAGCAUGUAAAAUCUUUUGUACCGUUAAUUAAAAUCCAUUUUUACCGAUAAUUAAUAAUUGUAAAUUUUGUUAAUGCGUCGAUACUAUGUAUAUUAUACCGGGGGUAACUUGUUUCCUCAUUUCAUUUUUCUUUUCUUUUUUCGUUUUAUUUUGUUUUUUUUCUUUUCGUUCUUUUGCUUUUCGGAUUAUUACAAAUUUUCGGUGAAUGAUCGAAAGGGAGAUUGAUUCGAUGAACUCUUUUUGUUUUGUUUCUCACUCUCACUUUUUUCUUUUUUCUUUUCUCUCUUAUUCUUUUGCGAUGUUUAUUUUUAUUCUCUUUCAAGCAACGUCGUGCGUUGUCACGAAACGUUACUCCCUUUCGUUCGAACGAAUCUUUUAUUCCUAUACGUAUAUACAAACGCGACUAGAUAAUUGUUAAGAUAAAAAUGCUUUUCUAUGAUUGAAUCGUGUUAAUGCUUUAUAUAUAUUGCGUAUGUUUAAGGAUUAAGAAUGAACGAUUUUAAUGGUUUGUCGUGAAAGAGAGAUCAUACGUUGUCGAAUGUACUAACGCAAUUUAUGUAAUUGCUCUCUUUGUGGAUGUAAGGAUUAUUAUCCGCAAAGUUGUAUACGUACUUACGACGAUCCAUGAGCAGAGUUUCUAAAUGAAGGAUCGAACGGGAUAAUGGACAUUAGUAAUAGUUAUCCUAUGUAGAAAAUAACGAUCGUGUGUUGCGCAUAUGCCGAGUCUUGCGUAACACGUUGUUAAUUAUUUUUAAUGAUCAAUUAUGUAUUAAUAGAAUAAUUCAUCAAUUGUGUAUUAAUUGCGUUGCGAUAAUUUACUUAAUAUUACGAGCAACAAUUUUCUCGUGCACUCUCUCUAUCGAAAAAAAAAAAAUAUAAAUAUUAUUGAUAACAAAAAAAAAAAAAGAAAAAAGGAAAAAGCAAAAAGAAAAAAAAAUUGUAAAGUGUGUUACUCAAGAUCGGCGUAUACGAGUUUUAUUAAUUAAUGGCUAGGGGAACGAUAACUGCCACUUAUCGUGAGAAUUAAUCUCCGUUUGUAUUUACUUAUUUUAUCAACUGCCAUGCUAUUUCGUCCUUUUCACAGAUAUAAAAACAAAAAAAAAACAAAAAAAACGAUAUUUAACGUAUGUUAAUUCCCCGAUGGUAACCACUUGCAUUUAAGUCGUUGAAAGAAAGAAAUAGAAAGAAAGAAAAAAGAAAAAAAAAGAUAAAGAAAAGUACUGAUGCUGAGAUACCCACUCGCAUGGAUUAUCGUUCGCUAAUUUGCGUUCUUUCGCGAUUAUAUAAUCGCUUUUACGAGUCACGCGAUUGAAAAGUACAACUGAUUAUGGAGAACUAGAACUAGAUUGUGCCAUAAGAGAAAAUGGCCGAGUAACGUGAAAAUGAGAAACCCGACGAAGCAAUAGGUAUUUUGAAAAAAAAAAGAAGAAACAUCGUACUCCUUGACGUUAUCGUUGUAAAGAUUAAAUAGAUCUCAGAGAGAAAGAGCGAGAGAGAGAGAGAGAGAGAGAGAGAGAGAGAGAGAGAGAGAGAGAGAGAGAAUAAAUAGAAGGACGAUAAGUAUCGAAUUAUGAAAUGAACUGUUUGCUUUAUAGUAAAAAUUGUGUUAAAAUUUAAAAGACAAAAAUUACUUAUUAUUAUUUUUGAUUGAUCAUAAAAUAUUGACAUAUUUGAUAUGAAAUAUAUAGAAAUAAUUAUUAACGUAAUUUGAUUGACCGAUAGAAAAAUGCGCACACAGUCAUCAAUAAUUAUACGGAUCAAGUAGUGAUCCAAUAUGCAUUGGUCAUGCUUGUUUUAUAUUUAAUUAAAAAAGACAAAAGGAUCGUUUGUCUUUUUGUCAUGUUAAAUUAAACACAUUUAUUAUGUUACAUGCAGUUCAUUGAAGAAUACGUUACGAAAAAUCCAAAUGUCCUAUUAUAUGAACAAUGGCACGAUAACCCGGUAAUGCCAGAUUCAACUAUUUUUUCAGAUCGAAGUUUAAUGAAAAGAUAUUAUUCACUUUUUCGAUGAAAACGAAAAUAUUUUUAUGAAGCACAUGCACCGAAUAUUUAUGAUCGACUAUAAGGCAUUAGCGAGGAUAAAACUUAAAUGGAUUAUUUAAAAAAUGUAGAAACUAAUACAAAAAGCAACAGCUAUACUAAAGAUUAAAUUGUGUGCUAUCCUGUCAGAGUUAGAUUCUGUCUAUCUAGAAUUCAGAAACGAUGAAAUUUUUAGAAUAUACAUUACAUUUCGCUUUGCAGUUAGUAAGAGAAUUUUCAUAAAUCAAAGAACUUUUCUUGGACACAUCAAUGCUAUUACUAUUUUACAAUGAUUGGACAGAAAGGAAAGAAAUAAUAAAUCGAUUUGAUACGAAAGAAGGAAAGGGAAAAGAAGAAAAAACGAGAACUGACGGCAUGCAUACAGAAAUAGCUUCUUUGAUACAAAAUCAUUUUCUUUGUAUCGAUUUAGCGCGUAUUCGUUGUUUGUAAAAAUCGAAAGGCGAUACUUUUACGACCAAUGAAUUUAAUUAAUUACGAGUGUCGGUUUAAACGCACAUAUUUUCUACAAAACUUUCAAUGAAACGUCGCUUCGCCAUGUCGAUUGUACAUAUCAUCAUCUGCAAGGACCAUGCAUUUCACUUUUCUCGGGAAUCUUCGGCAAUAUUUAGAAGUAUUGAUCAAGAAGAGGACACAUCGUAUCACCUACGAAAAACUUUUAUCAUCAUUAUCGUCGUUUUCGAACAUGUCAUAGAAAGAGAAAAAGAAAGAGAGAGAGAGAGAGAGAGAGAGAGAGAGAGAGAGAGAGAGAGAAAAAGAGAGAAAGAAAGAGAAAGAGAAAUAGGAAGAAAAAAAAGAGAUAUAAUUAACAUAUUCUUCUAGAUUUCUCACGAGACCGAUUUUGUAACUUUCCUUCUUAUCCGAGUGAUAAAAUUUCAAUCUGUAGGAAAUUGUUAUCAACGAAUUUCUCUGUAUACGGCGAGCAGUUUACCGGUGUGUAUUCGUUGAAGGAUUCUUCUUCGAUUAUGAGAAUUCAUACAAAUUCCUCAAACGAAAGUAAGGAUAGAGAUUUUUCUAUUCUCCAAAGAAUCCGUUUCAACGAGUGCAACGAGACAAACGUGCGGAUGUCCGUUCCUUUCAGUGUUAGAAAAUGAGAUAUAGCAAUUUUGUAAAAGCGACUUUACUUCCCUUGUAUGUUACGAGUCGUGUCGCUGCGACGAACGAAACUAUCUUUCGUUUUCCUUUUUAUUUUUUUCUUUUUUUUAUUCUUGAUAUCAAUAAGACGUUCAAAUAAAAUAGAGAAAAGAAAAAUCUAUCUUUUGAUAACUGCAAUUGCACAUUGAACAAAAAAAGAAGAGAAAAUAAUAAUAACUAUAAUAAUAAUAAUAAUAAUGAUAAUGAUAAUAAUAAUAAUAAUAAUAAUAAUAAUAAUAGAAAGAAAAAAUGAAGAGAUAAUCGCAGCGACGCGAAUCAUUAUUGUAAUCUUCGAAAUCCACAAAAGGAUAGAGAAAGAAGAAAAAAAAGAAGAAUAAAGAGAGCCAACGUGCCAUUAAGAGCGCGA
This is a messenger RNA of Vespula pensylvanica (western yellowjacket), 9023 nucleotides long. It is a transcript of the gene tinc, whose product is annotated as protein tincar. The transcript is spliced from 16 exons. The record is from RefSeq and is a predicted model, not a curated record. Bases 473 to 4318 code for a protein of 1281 amino acids. NCBI's taxonomy places the organism in Eukaryota, Metazoa, Arthropoda, Insecta, Hymenoptera, Vespidae.